CGGGGUCGACCAGCCGCACGUGGCGGGGGCGGCGGCAGCAGGGCGCGCGCUGGCGCCGGGACGCCCAGGACUAGAGCCACACGUGCGCCCCGAGCGCGAGCGCCGGGGCCGCGGGGGCCUCGCCAGCCCCAGCCGCCGCCCUCAUACCGGCGACGCGCGGAAAAUUACAGAGGUGUGUUCCAGAGUUGACUGUUCAUGGCACAAACAAAUGGAGGGUGUUCACUGGCACUUAUUUUUAUCAUUGUGUUGUUGUUGGCUAAAGCAAAUAUAGAUGUAUGCAAGAGAGGAGAUGUGACCGUGAAGCCUUCCCGUGUAAUUUCACUUGGAUCAGCUGUCAAUAUUUCAUGCUCUUUGAAGCCUGAACAAGGCUGCUCACAAUACCCCAGUGUUAACAGGUUAAUCCUCUACAAGUUUGACAGACAAAUCCAUUUUCUGCAUGGUUACUCCCUCAGUUCUCAAGUCACUGGUCUUCCUCUGGGUACAACCCUGUUUCUCUGCAAAUUGGCAUGUAGCAAAAACAAGGAGUUUCGAAUAUGUGGGGCAGAGAUCUCAGUUGGUGUUGUUCCAGAACAGCCUCAAAACUUAUCUUGUAUACAGAAGGGAGAACAUGGGACUGUAACCUGCAUCUGGGACAGAGGACGAGACACCCACCUAUAUACUGCAUAUACUUUACAGCUAACUGGACCAAAAAAUUUCACUUGGCAGAGGCAAUGUAAUGAUCAUUAUUGUGACCAUUUGGACCUUGGAAUUAACCUAACCCCUGAAUUGCCUGAAUCCAGUUACACAGCCAAGGUUACUGCUACAAAUAAUCUUGGAAAUGCUUCUUCAAUUCCAUCCACAUUUACAUUCUUGGAUAUAGUGAGGCCUCUUCCUCCAUGGGACAUCAGAAUCAAAUGUGUAAAUGCUUCUGUGAGCAGAUGUAUCCUUCAGUGGAGAGAUGAGGGGCUGGUGUUGCUUAAUCGACUCAGAUAUCGGCCCAACAGCAGCAGGUCCUGGACUAUGGUCAAUGCUACAAAUGCCAAAGGAAGACAGGAUCUGCUGGAUCUGAAACCAUUUACAGAGUAUGAAUUUCAGAUUUCUUCUAAGUUACAUCUUUAUAAAGGUAGUUGGAGUGAUUGGAGUGAACCAUUCAGGACACAAACACCAGAAGAAGAGCCUACUGGGACAUUAGAUGUCUGGUACAUGAAACAACCCAUUGACUACAAUAGACAACAGAUUUCUCUUUUCUGGAAGAAUAUGAGUGUAUCUGAGGCAAGAGGGAAAAUCCUCCACUAUCUAGUGACCUUGCAGGAGGUGGCAGGGGGGAAGGUCACAAUGCAGAACAUCACAGAACACACCUCCUGGACCUGGAUCAUUCCCAGAACUGGAAACUGGGCUGCAACUGUGUCUGCAGCCAACUCAAAAGGCAGUUCCCCGCCUACUCGUAUUAACAUAACGGACCUGUGUGAGGCAGAGUUGUUGGCUCCUCGUCAGGUCUCUGCAAACUCAGAGGGCGUGGACAACAUGAUGGUGACCUGGGAGCCCCCUGGGAAAGCCGCCCCUGCUGUCCAGGAGUAUGUGGUGGAAUGGAGGGAGCCCCAUUCCGGGAGUGACAUGCAGCCCCCUCUAAACUGGCUGCGGAGCCCCCCCUACAAUGUGUCCGCUUUGAUUUCAGGGAACAUAAAACCCUACAGCUGUUAUGAAAUCUGCGUGUAUGCACUGUCGGGGGACCAGAGAGGAUGCAGCUCCAUCCGGAGUAACUCUAAGCACAAAGCACCACUGAGUGGCCCCCACAUUAAUGCCAUCUCAGAGGAAAAGGGGAACAUUGUGAUUUCAUGGAACGAAAUUCCAGCCCAGGAGCAAAUGGGUUGCAUCCUCCAUUACAGGAUAUACUGGAAGGAACAGGACUCUAAUUCCCAGCCUCAACUUUGUGAAAUUCCCUAUAGGGUAUCCCCAAAUUCACAUUCAAUAGACAGCCUGCAGCCCGGAGUAACAUAUGUCCUGUGGAUAACAGCUCUGACAGCUGCUGGUGAAAGCCCCCCAGGAAACAAGAGGGAAUUUCAUCUGCAAGGUAAAGCCAAUUGGAGUGUGUUUGUGGCACCAAGCAUUUGCAUUGCUGUCGUCAUAGUGGGCAUUUUCUCAACGCGUUACUUCCGGCAAAAGGUAUUUGUUCUCCUUUCAGCCCUCAGACCUCAGUGGUGUAGUAAAGAAAUUCCAGACCCAGCCAAUAGUACUUGGGCCAAGAAAUACCCCACUGUGGAGGAGAAGAUGCAGCUACCCUUGGACAGGCUCCUGACAGACUGGCCCACUCCUGAAGAACCUGAGCCUCUGGUCAUCAGUGAAGUCCUGCAUCAAGUGACCCCAGUCUUCAGACAUCCUCAUCACCCCAACUGGCCAGACAAGGGACAAGAAAUCCAAGGUCACUAUACCUCUGAGGAAGACACAGGAUAUAGUGCCUCAAGCCUACCACCUCCCAAAGCUCUCAUAGCAGAGACAGGAUUAGUGGAUCUGUACAAGAUGUUGGGGAGCAGGAGCCCUGACUCAAAGCCAGGACACCUAGCUGGCCCUGUGACAGUACUCCCAGUGGACUACCUUCCCACCCAUGAGGGAUACUUACCCUCCAACAUAGAGUAUCUUCCUUCACAUGAAGCUCCUAUAACUGAUCCUCUGGAAGAACUAAAGCCUCAGCACAUCUCUCUUUCCAUUUUCCCCUCAAGUUCUCUUCACCCACUCACCUUCUCCUGUGAUAAGAAGCUGACUCUGGAUCGGUUAAAGGUGGGGUGCAGCUCCCUCAUGCUGUGAGUGGCGAAGCUUGGAAAGUCCAUGUGCUCCCAGCCCCCAAUGUGUCUCUCAUCCCCAGCCCACACUGCUCCAGUGGUCAUCACCUCUGGGGUGCUGCUAUCAGGUCUGUUUCCAAAUAGAGGGCAAACAAAAAGCCCACGGUUUGUGGGCUGUAACCCAGAUGCCUGUCUUGCCUUCUCCAGAGCCUUAGGACUACAGUUAACCCUUGAACAAUGUGAGGGUUAGGGGCACAGGCUUAAAUCUGCAUAACUCGUGACUCCUCAGAAAGUUAACCAUUGUUCGCUUUUUGACCACU
Leopardus geoffroyi (Geoffroy's cat) is the source of this 3076-nucleotide messenger RNA. RefSeq names its product interleukin 12 receptor subunit beta 2 (gene IL12RB2). The coding region runs from base 196 to 2781 and encodes 861 amino acids. Gene Ontology annotation, biological process: cytokine-mediated signaling pathway. Lineage: Eukaryota; Metazoa; Chordata; Mammalia; Carnivora; Felidae. The record is from RefSeq and is a predicted model, not a curated record. Gene Ontology annotation, molecular function: cytokine binding; cytokine receptor activity. The transcript is spliced from 16 exons. Gene Ontology annotation, cellular component: signaling receptor complex; external side of plasma membrane; membrane.